Messenger RNA from Magnolia sinica, 2348 nucleotides. Its product is annotated as BTB/POZ domain-containing protein At2g24240-like. Gene Ontology annotation, biological process: protein homooligomerization. Gene Ontology annotation, molecular function: protein binding. The coding region runs from base 727 to 2049 and encodes 440 amino acids. The record is from RefSeq and is a predicted model, not a curated record. The transcript has a single exon. Lineage: Eukaryota; Viridiplantae; Streptophyta; Magnoliopsida; Magnoliales; Magnoliaceae.
ACAAGCGAAAAAAGAAAAAAAAGAAAAAGGAAGUAACCGAUAAAAAAGAGACAGCCGAAAAUUCGAAAUCCAACCAGCUCCAAAAAUCUCUGAAUCCAAAUCACCAAAUCCCACAUAAUGAAAAACCCACCUCCAGAAUCCCUCCCUCUCCAAUACCCAUAUCUCAUUUUCUUCGAUUUCAUUCGGAUUCCUGUCUAAUCUCUUCGAUUUCCUCUCUCCCCCUGGUUUGUUUCUUCGGAAAUCAUUGAUAUUUGAGACUGCAAAUCUUUGAUUUUUCUUCUUAUUUUGCUGUUUCUAUCUAAGAAUUUACUGCUUUCUCCAAUACCCAGAUCUUAGUUUUUUCGAUUUCGAUAUGCAAUUUCUCAUCUUAUUCCUUCAAUAUCCAAUACCCAGAUCUUAAUUUCGUUGAUUUCGGUCGGAUUAUCUCUGGAAGCCUCAUCGAUUUUAUCUGUUUUCUUGCGUUUUCUUUUGCUGCAAUUCGCAUUUAUUUUAGAUUUCUCAUCUUCUUAAUUCUCCUUUCUUUGCUUUCAUCAGCAGAAGUUUAUUCAUGUACUACCCAACAAUCAGAUCAUAGUUUCUUCCUUUUCGUCGGUUUUGCCCCCCCUCUCUCUGUCUCAAAUUCAUAAAAAUCAGAUCAGUAUCUUCAUAUCUAUUCUUCAGUUUCCUGCUUUGUCUCUGUUUCUUCCUAAAUCCUAUCUGGGUUUUUUCCAAUUUGAUGUUAAAACAAUGGCAGUUCAAAGAGAUAGGGUGAGAUUCAAUGUGGGCGGAAAGAUCUUUGAAACAACCUUGACAACUCUCGCCAACGCCGGCCGCAAUUCGCUGCUCGGAGCGAUGCUCGACGAGGACUGGAACCUACCAUCCGACAGGCCGGACGAGUACUUCAUCGAUCGGAAUCCGGCAUGCUUCUCCGUCCUCCUAGACCUCCUCCGCACGGGCGAGCUUCACGUCCCACCGAAAAUGUCCGAGAAGCUCCUCUACCGGGAAGCCUCCUUCUACGGCCUGCUCGAUCAUGUGCGCUCCGCAAAGUGGGGCCCGUUCGAUGGCAACCGUCUUCGUCUCUCCAGCUCGGUCGCCGGCCAGGCCCCAGGUGAUGGCACUGCAAUCCGCGCCGGCCCUGAUGGCGGAUGCUGCGUCGCUCACGGCAGCAUGGUCCAUGUCUAUGAUUGGAUGCUCGAAGAACAUCCCCCAAUCAACCUCGACUACCAACGGGUCAAUGAUGUGGGCUACAUCGAUUCAGAGAGCAUUGUGAUCAGCGCUUGUGAGAGGCUGGGUCGCGGCGAUGGAGGGAUGGGAGCUUUCAGUUCGAGGACUGGCGAUCUCAGGCACAAGUUUCAGGUAAGUCAUGACAAUCAAUUGAAGAGCUAUACUGCUGGAGCUUUGAGUUUUAGCACAGAUUAUAGAAUUUUUGCUAGCUGUAGAGGUAGGAGCAAUGAGUAUGGGAUUGGAGUGUGGGAUCAGAUGAUAGGAAAACCGCUUGAUUUCUUGUAUGAAUCUCCUGGCUGGUCUCUUGGUGAUGCUGAUAAGCUACAAUGGCUGCAUGGAAGCAGCUGUUUGAUGGUUGCUACCUUGUUUCCUAGAAAAGAUAACUGUUACAUUAGUCUUUUGGACUUCAGAGAUAAGAGCAUGGUUUGGUCCUGGUCUGAUAUUGGGGCGCCGAGGACCGUCGAUGAGAAACGGGUCCUUGAUGCCAUUGCAAUGGAGGAGAAUGGAUCGAUCUGCGUCGUGAACCAGCACGAUGAUCUGGGGUUCUUGGACUUGAGAAGUAAUGGUGGGAGUGUGAGGUGGAGCUCGCGGAGCCGGCUUCUGAAAGGCAACAUGCCUGAUGAGCUGUGCUACCCAAAGCUGGCAGCCCAUGGUGGGCAGCUGUUUUCAUCGAUGAACGAUAGCGUUUCGGUGUUCUGUGGGCCGGAUUGGGUGUUGACGUCGAGGCUGAGGAGGAGCUAUGGAGGGUCGAUUUGUGAUUUCUCGAUCGGGGGCGAUCGGUUGUUUGUUCUUCACAGUGAGGAGAAUGUGUUUGAUGUGUGGGAGACUCGGCCUUCGCCGAUAUAGAUUGUGGUUUUUUCUAAUUUGGUUUUUUUUUUUUCUUCCUGGGUUUUUUCUAAUGGAUUGGAAGAUUAGAAUCUCCUGCUUUAUAGAAUUAAAAAAAGGGUAGUUAGAUUAGUUGUUUGUGUAAAGAAAAAACAUAGGAAUGAUUUGAUUUGGAGGUUUGACUGCUUGAUUCUAUUACAGAUUGAUUUUGGAAUGAGGGUGUUUGUGUCAUGUGAUUGUGAGGAAUUGAGUAGUUUUUAGUUGGGAUUGUGUUUUCAUUGUGAUAACUGAUUGCUUAACUACCACAAUUUUGAAUUUUA